Molecule: messenger RNA, 3640 nt
Organism: Vigna angularis (adzuki bean)
Lineage: Eukaryota; Viridiplantae; Streptophyta; Magnoliopsida; Fabales; Fabaceae
Product: pentatricopeptide repeat-containing protein At2g03880, mitochondrial
Exons: 5
Coding region: 250-2304 (684 amino acids)
Biological process (GO): RNA modification
Molecular function (GO): protein binding; RNA binding; zinc ion binding
Source: RefSeq, a predicted model, not a curated record
AUCAAACCGUACUUCUUGCAAGAAGAGGUUAUUUUCGUAAAUAUGUCCGACGAGGGUUUAUGAAGGGCUUUAACAAAUGUGGAUGAAAGAACACAACCCUCUUCGUUUUAAGCACCACCAAUGGCGGUUUCGUGUUGUGCAGUGUAAAAUCCCAAUUUCUCACCUAAAUCUUAUCCAAUCUAGCUAGGGCAUGAACCAACCUUCAAUUUUCAAAGCCCCAUUCCUUCAUUCAUCCCAUUGACGAAGCCAAUGUUGAAGCUCAUUGCAUCCUCGCGCAUCCACCGCCUGCACCCCACGGUGCUCCGUCCCGCACACGAUUCUGCUUCGCCGUUGCUCAAAGUGCUCAGUUCUCUCGGCGGGUUAAGCCGUAGAAACACUGACGUUGGAGGCAGCAUUCAAAAAUCAAAGCACUUACUAUUGUUGCAACCAACGACCUUGCAUCACUGUUCAUAUAGUGGUAAUUCCUCUCUCGUAUCUUCACACUCUCUGCCCACAGAGACAGAAUCACUACUCAACUUUUGUCACCAACGAGACCUUCCCAGAGCCAUGCAUGUGUUGGAUGCCAUGGAAAGACGCAGAGUUUGGGCCGACGCUAUCGCCUAUUCUGAGCUCAUCAAGUGUUGCCUGGCUCACGGUGCUGUCAAGGAAGGCAAACGUGUUCACCGCCACAUAUUCUCAAAUGGGUACCACCCCAAAACGUUUUUGAUCAACACUCUCAUCAAUAUGUAUGUCAAAUUCAACCUCUUGGAAGAAGCACAUGUGUUGUUCGAUAAAAUGCCUGAACGAAAUGUUGUAUCGUGGACAACUAUGAUAUCCGCUUACUCUAAUGCCAAGCUCAAUGACAGGGCCGUGAGGCUCUUGGUUUUUAUGUUUAGGGAUGGUGUCAUGCCUAACAUGUUUACUUUCUCUUCUGUUUUGAGAGCGUGUGAGAGGUUGUCUGAUCUCAAACAACUGCAUUCUUGUAUAAUGAAAGUGGGGUUGGAGUCUGAUGUAUUUGUUCGGAGUGCGCUCAUUGAUGUUUACUCAAAAUUGGGGGAGCUGCUGGAAGCUUCGAGUGUUUUCUGUGAGAUGGUCACUGGAGAUUCUGUUGUUUGGAACUCCAUUAUUGCUGCGUUUGCUCAACACAGUGAUGGUGAUGAGGCUUUACAUCUUUACAAGAGCAUGAGCAGAGCAGGUUUUCGGUCAGAUCAGUCAACACUUACUAGUAUUUUGAGAGCGUGUACUAGUUUGUCGUUGUUGGAGUUAGGGAGGCAGGUCCAUGUUCUUGUUCUAAAGUUUGACCAAGAUCUUAUCCUCAACAAUGCCCUUUUAGAUAUGUAUUGUAAGUGUGGUAGUUUGGAGGAUGCAAAGCUCAUUUUCAAUCGGAUGACCAAGAAAGAUGUAAUUUCUUGGAGCACCAUGAUUGCUGGGUUGGCCCAAAAUGGUUUCAGUAUGGAAGCACUCAAUUUAUUUGAGUCCAUGAAAGUGAAGGGUCCAAAACCAAACCAUAUUACAUUUAUUGGGAUUCUGUUUGCGUGUAGUCACGCAGGGCUAGUAAGUGAAGGUUGGAUCUAUUUUCGAUCUAUGAAGAACUUGUAUGGGGUAGAUCCUGAAAGAGAACACUAUGGGUGCAUGCUUGAUCUUCUUGGAAGAGCUGGGAUGCUUGAUGACAUGGUUAAGUUAAUUCACGAAAUGAAUUGUGAGCCAGAUGUUGUUACGUGGAGGACUUUGCUUGAUGCAUGCAGGGCACGUCAGAAUGUGGAUUUAGCAACGUAUGCUGCUAAAAAGAUUCUAAAGUUGGAUCCACAUGACACAGGAGCUUAUGUGUUAUUAUCUAAUAUUUAUGCAACUUCAAAAAGGUGGAAUGAGGUUGCAGAAGUUCGGAAGGCUAUGAAAAUAAGGGGCAUAAGGAAAGAACCUGGGUGUAGCUGGAUUGAAGUCAAUAAGCAAAUACAUGCUUUUAUUUUGGGAGAUAAAUCACAUCCUCAAAUAGAUGAGAUCAAUAGACAGUUGAACCUGUUUAUUUGUAGGCUAACUGGUGCUGGUUAUGUACCUGACACAAAUUUUGUACUACAAGAUCUUGAAGGGGAACAAAGAGAAGACUCUCUUAGAUACCACAGUGAGAAACUAGCAAUUGUUUUUGGUAUCAUGAGCUGUCCUAAAGAGAAAACUAUUAGAAUAUGGAAGAACCUAAAGAUUUGUGGAGAUUGUCAUAAGUUUGCAAAACUUAUAGCAAAGUUAGAGCAACGACAUAUUGUAAUUAGAGAUCCUAUUCGAUACCAUCAUUUUAGAGAUGGGGUAUGCUCCUGUGGCGACUAUUGGUAGCAGAUGAGAAGCACAUAAGACGAGAAAAAAUCUAGGACAACUUUUAAGCUCAAAGCAGCAUACUUCACUCUACAACCAGCUGAUAUGUAUACGAGGAUAAAGUGUGCAGCAGUAGCAUUGCUGUUAGUUAACGUCAGUCUGGUUGAAAAUUGAUCACAAUGCUGAGCAGAUGAGGCAAUAAGGAGCAUGUUGAACCGACCACAUUUUACAACAGAUUCUCUAGUUGGGAAUUGCUCAAUCUACUGAGCAGUAAAAUUUUAGCUUUAGACAAACUAUUUCGAGCAAUAUGAGAACAUUGAUGUUACUCUGGGCGCAAAAGAUUCUUGAUGAAGACCAUUAUGGAUUAACUGAUGUGAAGGAAUGGAUACUGGAAUUCAUAGCUGUAUGGAAAUUAAGGGGAGCUUCACAAGGGAAAAUUAACUGUCUUUCUGGUCCACCUGGAGUGGUCAAUUGCACGUGCCUUGAACCGGAACUUCUUGUGGGAGGAUUAGCUUGACGUGGCUGAAAUCAAGGGUCAUCGUGGAACCUGUAUUUCACAGGAUCUUCUGAAUUCUCUCAAUCAAUCCUUUACUUCUCGGACUGUAAAACCAGCCGCAAUUGUUCUUCACCUAAAAUCGUACCCGACCUCAACGUUAACCGUAUCUAAGUUGCAGAGAUUUGCGAUCAGUUGUUGGGGAGGAUCCUUUUGCACCCCAGAUCUUAAUUUUAUAGAAAAUUUUGAAUUGAGGGAGAUGAAUAAAGUGAAAUACCUGCGAAGCUGAGAGCAACGAUGGCAAGAACAGAGACUCUCGAAAUCCAUGACAGUGGCAGAAAACCCUAACUAAGCCUCAAGAUUAUAGAGAAUGUAUCGUCUAUAGCAUCCACUUUGAAAUUGAAUGCUUCAAAGAGAGGGAAGAGUCUUGAUGCGUAAACAACCGUGCCUUCUCCGCGGCCUCCGCUGGGCGAUGACAGUGACCGUUGACCACAAUGUGGACAAAACAAAAUCGAACCAUCUCGAAGUGGUGGGCCGAACCUAUAGACCCAAAACAAAUGCUGGAAGCGUAUUUACUAUUAGAACCCCCAAGUUACUUUACAACACCUCAAAGAAAUUGACAAAAAUAACCCUGCUUUCUGCACUCUCAUAACUUUACACAAGAAAAUUAAGUACACUCAAGUAGAACUAAAAUACCAAUUAUCAAACUAAAACACACCAAGUAGUGUUUAAAAUUGGUCUAGAGUUACUAAUUGUAUAUUUUAGAUAAAAAUACUCAUUUUAUGACACUAAGCUUAAAUUAUAAACAUAUUGGGGGCAAUUGUAACAAUAUCAUAUAUAACAAUUUCAUUCCAAUUCAUUACA